UGUGUCUUGUAAUGUGAACGCACAGGAGCAUUUAGGGCGUGCUGUAAUAAAUUAACACCGAGAUCCGGUCCGUGUCCUGCUGGUGAUCCGCUCCCGGUUUUGCACUGCUCCUCCUUCGCCUCCUCCUCCUCCUCCUCCUCACCCUCCUCCCUGCUGCUCCUGCUGCUCCUGCUCCUCACAGCCACAGCUGCUGCAGAGAGGAGCACCGGUGCGCCGUUCCUCCUCCGCUUGCUUUGCUUCCAGUCCCGGCUGUAGCUCCGACUGUCCGCCUGCACGGCGUGUGGAUGAAGCGCAUAAUCAAGAGCCAGGAGCGCAAAGAAAAAAAAAAGUCUCCUCUUCUUCUUCCUUUUUUGAACUACAUCCGUGUGGACGAAGCCUGGUGGAGACUUUUCUCACAGAUUUAAGAGUGCUGGAGCUGGGAGUUUGAAUAUUUUUUGCAGCGAGACCAUCUCGUCUCCUUCAACUGAUCCGUGCUUUUUUUUUUCUUUUUUUGCAAACAGUGCGCGUCGCUCCGGCCAAAAGAGCACGGCUUUUUACGCACAAGAGAGGAGGAGAAGGGAGAUGAGGAGGGCAGGUAUGGAUCAGCACUUUUGAACAUGGAGCGUUUGGUCCGAUGUUGGACGUACGGGCUUGAAGACGAAGAGAGACUCGCCACGGGAAACCUCGCUGUCUGUCCACUGUGAGGAAAGUGGAGCAUGCACCCGAGCCCCAGUCGUCUUUGUCAGACCCGCUGCUUAGUUUCUGGGGCCCUGCUCUGACCGAGGAGCGGACAAGAGAGAAGAGGAGAGGAGAGGAGAGGAGAGCAGAAGAGUCGUGGUGUUAAUCUAAAAUUCACACUCUCAGAGCCGGCAUCCAUAUUUUGGCACGGCGCACAUCACUAUGAGAAGAUGACUGGUGAUGCUUUUCCAAGAACUACUGAUCGUUGACGUCGCUCCAGCUUUCGGCUCCCCCCUCCACAACUCGCUGAACAACUAUUAUUAGCAGCCCAGGCUCCUGGAUCGUUUGCACACAGCUCACAAUGGCCUCUGCACUGUGGAGGUGUCCAGUGUUCCACUGCCUCCUGCUGCUGCUGGUUUGCUUUCACUGCUCACAAGGGUUCAGCCGUGCAGCCCUGCCUUUCGGGCUGGUCAGGAGAGAGCUCUCGUGUGAAGGAUAUGCUAUUGAUCUGCGUUGCCCUGGGAGUGAUGUCAUUAUGAUUGAGACGGCCAACUAUGGUCGGACUGAUGACAAGAUCUGCGAUGCUGACCCCUUUCAGAUGGAGAAUGUCAACUGCUACCUCCCAGACGCCUACAAGAUCAUAUCACAAAGGUGCAACAACCGUACGCAGUGUGUGGUUGUCACCGGCUCUGAUGUCUUUCCUGAUCCCUGCCCUGGCACCUACAAGUACUUAGAGGUCCAAUAUGAGUGUGUUCCUUAUAUUUUCAUUUGUCCUGGGACACUGAAGGGUGUAGGAGCAGCCACCUUCCUGUUCGAGGCGGAGCAGCAGGCGGGGUCCUGGUGUAAGGACCCGCUGCAGGCCGGAGACAAAGUCUUCUUCAUGCCCUGGACACCUUAUCGCACUGACACCCUCAUUGAGUACGCCUCUCUGGAGGACUUUAAAAAUGGCCGCCAAACAACCACUUACAAACUGCCCCACCGCGUCGAUGGAACUGGUUUCGUGGCGUAUGACGGCGCCAUAUUCUUCAACAAAGAACGCACUCGCAACAUUGUCAAGUUUGACUUGCGCACGCGCAUCAAAAGUGGUGAGGCCAUUGUGAACAACGCCAACUACCACGACACCUCACCCUACCGCUGGGGCGGCAAGACAGACAUUGACCUGGCUGUGGAUGAGAGGGGCUUAUGGGUGAUCUACGCCACGGAGCACAACAAUGGGCGCAUCGUCAUCAGCCAGCUCAACCCAUACACGCUGAGGUUCGAAAACACAUGGGACACGGCGUACGACAAACGUUCUGCCUCCAACGCCUUCAUGGUGUGCGGCGUGCUGCACGUGGUGCGGUCCACCUACGAAGAGAACGAGAGCGACACCAGCAGAAGUCAAAUCGACUACAUCUACAACACCAAGCUGAACUACGGUGAAUACACCGACAUCCUCUUCCCCAACCAGUACCAGUACAUCACGGCCGUGGAUUACAACCCCAGGGACAAUCAGCUCUACGUGUGGAAUAACUUUUACAUCCUGCGCUAUGACCUGGAUUUCGGGCCACCGGAUCCGGCUGAAGGGCCAACCAUUGAAGAUUUCUCCGUUUCAUCAUCCAUAACAAAGACAACCCCAAAUUUCACAACCACGACCAUGUCCACGGUGAAGGGACACGCUGACACCACCGUGGCAGGAGCAGAUCCUCGAGACGGGAGAGAUCCGUUUGAGGACAAACGUGGGUCAACUAUGGCGGAGCCCACCGUCACAGAGUUGCCCCCGACGCCCAGACGCUUCUGUGAGGCCACCAGGAGGAGAGCCAUUGAUUGGCCACAGACCCACUCUGGAAGCACGGUGGAGAGGCCCUGUCCUAAAGGGACCAGAGGCGUCGCCUCCUUCCUCUGCACUGUGGCAGGGACCUGGUGCUCCAGAGGGCCAGACCUCAGCAACUGCACCUCCCACUGGGUAACUCAAGUGGCACAAAAGAUUCGAAGUGGUGAAAAUGCUGCUAAUUUAGCCAAUGAGCUGGCACGCCACACACAGGGCCCAGUGUUCGCCGGAGACGUCAGCUCCUCGGUGCGCCUGAUGGAGCAGCUCGUGGACAUCCUGGACGCUCAGCUGCAGGAGCUCAGGCCCAGUGAGAAGGACUCAGCUGGACGUAGCUUCAACAAGCUUCAAAAAAGGGAGAAGACAUGCAGGGCCUAUAUGAAGGCCAUUGUGGACACCGUUGACAACCUGCUGAGGCCGGAAGCUCUGAAAUCUUGGAAAGACAUGAAUUCAACAGAGCAAUCUCACGCUGCGACAAUGCUACUGGACACCCUGGAGGAAGGGGCGUUUGUCCUGGCAGAAAACCUGAUCGAGCCAGCCAUCGUAAAAGUACCUGCGGAGAAUAUCAUGUUGGAAGUGUACGUGCUAAGCACAGAUGGCCAGGUGCAAGAUUUCAGGUUUCCACAGACGAGCAAAGGUGGAGCCACGCUUCAACUUUCCUCCAACACGGUCAAAGUCAACAGUAAAAACGGUGUGGCCAAGCUGGUGUUUGUAUUGUACAAGAAUCUGGGUCAGUUCCUCAGCACGGAGAACGCAACACUGAAGGGAAUGGUGGACCCGAGCCGGCGCAACCUUUCCCUCACCGUCAACUCCCACAUCCUUUCAGCUUCAAUUACCAAAGAGUCCAGUCGCGUGUUCGUGGCUGACCCCGUGAUCUUUACGCUGGAACACCUGGAUAAGGAGCAUUACUACAACCCCAACUGUUCCUUCUGGAAUUACUCGGAGCGGAGCAUGAUGGGAUAUUGGUCCACUCAAGGCUGUAAACUGCUGGACACCAACAAGAGCCACACCACUUGUUCCUGCAGUCACUUGACCAACUUUGCCAUCCUCAUGGCUCACAGGGGAAACGUGGGGGAGGGAAGUGUCCAUGAGCUUCUCCUGACCGUCAUCACACGGAUGGGCAUCGCCGUGUCUCUGGUCUGCCUGGCCAUCAGCCUCUUCACCUUCAGCUUCUUCCGUGGUUUGCAGUGUGACCGCAACACCAUUCACAAAAACCUCUGCCUCAACCUCUUCAUCGGUGAACUUAUCUUCCUCGUGGGCAUCAACAUGACGGAACCAAAGCUGGUGUGCUCAAUCAUCGCUGGUGCGCUGCACUUCUGCUUCCUGGCCGCCUUCUCCUGGAUGUGUCUGGAGGGCGUGCAGCUGUACCUCAUGCUGGUGGAGGUGUUUGAGAGCGAGUUCUCCCGCAGGAAGUACUAUUACAUCACUGGGUACCUCACCCCGGCCGUGGUGGUGGGCAUCUCAGCAGCCAUCGACUACAGAAGCUACGGCACACCACGAGCAUGCUGGCUGAGGGUUGAUAAUCAUUUCAUCUGGAGCUUCAUUGGACCAGUAACCUUCAUAAUCGUGGUCAACGUCAUCUUCCUGGUUGUGACCAUGUACAAGAUGGUGAAGAAUUCCACCUCCAUGAAACCUGACUCGUCCAGGCUGGGGGGUAUCAGGUCGUGGGUGUUGGGCUCUUUUGCUCUGCUCUGUCUGCUGGGGCUCACGUGGUCCUUUGGCCUGUUCUUCCUUAAUGAUUCUUCCAUUGUGAUGGCGUAUCUCUUCACCAUCUUCAACACACUGCAGGGGAUGUUUAUCUUCAUCUUCCACUGUCUCCUCCAGAAAAAGGUUCGCAAAGAGUACAGCAAAUGUUUCCAUCAGUCCCAGUGCUGCGGCGCGCUGCCGUCUGAGGGGUCCCACAGUUCAGCCAAAGCUGCCACGUCUCGAUCCACGGCUCGCUACACAUCCGCUACACAGAGCCGCAUCAGGCGGAUGUGGAACGACACUGUCAGAAAGCAGUCGGAGUCCUCCUUCAUCUCAGGAGACAUAAACAGCACCUCCACACUCAACCAAGGACAGCAUUCUCUGAGCAACAGCAGGGACAUCAGUGCCAUGGACACCCUCCCCCUCAACGGCAAUUUCAACAACAGCUACUCCCUACGAGACGACGAUUAUGAGGCUGUGGGUGUCCGAGCUGCCGGUGACCUCGGGGGCCUCAACCUGGACGAUGUGGCGUUUGAGAAGAUGAUCAUCUCUGAGAUUGUGCACAACAACCUGAGGCCCCGUGGGCCACCAAAAAGCCGCGAAACACCCAGAGAGCGGGCCUUGCCUCCCCAGACAAGGGUGACGGUGGACAGGGGUGGGGGCGGCAGCGGCAGCGAGGACGACGCCAUUGUGGCGGAUCACAAAGGAGGUGGAAGAGGGGGACACGCCAACCUGGAGCUGCUCCUGCACCCCCACCACAAGGAGGUACUGGAGGCCCCCCUCCUGCCCCAGAGGACUCACUCCUUGCUGUACAGCAAUCAGAAAGCCCCCAGGCGCCCGGAGGGGCAAGGAGGCCAAGGCUCUGAGACUGUUACCGCCGCGGAGGACAUGGGCUCCCACUCACCCAGCAACAAUAGAGACUCCCUUUAUACCAGCAUGCCAAACUUGAGAGACUCACCGUCGCCUUCAGCUUCGCCAUACCCCCCAGAGGAGGAAGAGGAGGAGGAGGAAUUCUCGCCCUCACCUCGAAGCGAGAGCGAGGAUGCGUAUCACAAAAGCAUGCCUGAGCUGGGUGACGCGCCGCAGCCCCUGUCCUACUACCACAUAAACCGAGGCACCAGCGACAGCUGCAUCGUCUCACCCACCAAUGAGGACUGCGCGCAGGAGGGGGAGGCGCCCCCCGAUGGACAAAUGCAGCUCAUCACCAGCCUCUGAUCGUGAGUCGUCUUCGUUUGCACAGGGUCUAACAGAUGGAGGACUUUUGCUCGAGCCGGCGAGUGUGUCUCGGCACUCCGCAUGCUCUUCCUGUCAAAACAGGAAGUGAAAUGUUGGGGUGGGAAAAAGAAUGAAUAAAUGACUUUUGCACACAAAGCUCAUUAACACACGAAACACGUCCAUCUGAUGCCAGACAAAAUGUGGACUGUGAAAACUGCUCUCGGACUGGAAGAUGUGCAGAGAACAACACAAAGUCCACUGUGUCACAGAAAAGUCUGUCUCAUUUCUCUGGUUCUGAAAGAAGAAUUUAGGAUUUGGAAAAUAAUGAAAAAGAAAAUGUCUCCAAGCAAAGAACUAUAAAACUCCUGACGUACUCCUGGGGGGCUUUGCCAAACCAGGGUCUUUUUAGUCAUAAAGUACAGAACUAGAACUAGUGUGGCUCCAGUAUACAGUCAGGACUGUAAAGUUAUGAAACCACUAAUUCAGACUCAGGCCUUAUAUUUUCUCUAUUGCACAUUUAACUGUUGUCAAAGUAACAGCUAAAGAAAAUAUAUUUUGCUGUACCACUAGUGUAAAAAGUGAAAAAGGAAAAAAAAGAGAAAAAAAAGAAAUGACAACCAUUCAGUAGUUAUACCCUUUCAAUGUUAAUAAGAAUCUUCAGACAAGGUUAAUCGAAAUAGUGGAAACGUGCUUUUUCCUCUCACACUUGACUCGUUGUAGUAUGUUUGCAUAUAAAAAAAAGAAAGGUACCAGUCCAUAUGAACUCAUGCUCACAUCUCUGCUUGUGAAGUGCUUUUGCUUUCAUGAUGACUUGUUUUUGGGACGUUUCUUCCCCAGUCGUAUAUUUGUUAACACCGGGCCACACACACACACACAUGGACACACACACGGACACACACACACACACACACACACUUUCGGAGUAAAUUGGAUUCCUGUGUAAGUUAUUUUACUUGAAAAAAAAAUUUUGUCAGGUUUAAAAACUAAUGUUCAUGUCAAUGCGAUACAGCGGUUCGUGCUGAUUGGUUUCAUCUUUUGACACUAAUUAAUUUAUUUACUGAAUGAUUUCAGGACAAACACAGGGAAGAAAAGGGUGUGGUUAGAAAGUGAGUGUGGGGGAAAAAAAUGGUGUUCCAGCACUGAUUAGGUUCCUUUUUGUUCCUUUUGUAAGAGCCCAUCAUCAGCUGAUAUUUAAACCGACUCCUGUUUGAUAUCAAAUAAAUGUGAAAUUUUUUCUUGUUCACAGACGUCUGGUUUACUUGGAUUGACCGUUGGCUGACAUUUGUUUUGGUCAGCACCAAUUGAAACAUGGAGUUUAUGUGUAAUUACUCAACAAUGAUGUUAUCUUAAAAAGAAAUGACAAUCAUUACCAUUUUUUAAAAAAACAACGUACUUUAAAUGUUCCUGCCUGUUUAAAGCCUCAGUUUUCUAGGUGUAAAUAUUAUUUUGGGAAUGCUGGCACUGCGUGGAUAUUAGAAAAAACACAUUUCUUAACAUUUAAUGGAAUCUCUCUGAAAAUGAGCCAAAACUCUAUCCAAACACAUUUCAAAGAAUCAGCUGUAGGCUUUGGCUACACAGGCAGUACUGGUCAUGCUUGGAUCAAACCGGGCCCCAUGGCAAAAUAACGCUGUCGAAUCUGUGGUGAUCCUCAUUUAAGCAUGUGAGAUUAACAGAUCAUUCACGGGGAUGUUUUGAUCGUUCAUUAAUCCUUCUGCAAGCCUCUUUUGAACAAUAAUACCAAGCCAUAUCCUGCUACCAAAAUGUUCCCAAACAAGAAUAUUGUGUUUUGGGGCAAUUUAACCAAAAUGAAGCAGAUAGAGUGUGAUUGAUGGGGACACUUCCCCUCAAAUGGACCAUAAGAAUAAUCGCUGAUGAUUAAUAAACAUUUUCAUGCCUGAGGUGACGGGAAGAAAUAGGAUUUCUGAUUAAAGUGAUAAACAGAUGAAA
Molecule: messenger RNA, 7309 nt
Organism: Cynoglossus semilaevis (tongue sole)
Lineage: Eukaryota; Metazoa; Chordata; Actinopteri; Pleuronectiformes; Cynoglossidae
Gene: adgrl2b.1
Product: adhesion G protein-coupled receptor L2b, tandem duplicate 1
Exons: 22
Coding region: 1019-5362 (1447 amino acids)
Biological process (GO): adenylate cyclase-activating G protein-coupled receptor signaling pathway; cell surface receptor signaling pathway
Cellular component (GO): plasma membrane
Molecular function (GO): carbohydrate binding; G protein-coupled receptor activity
Source: RefSeq, a predicted model, not a curated record